Molecule: messenger RNA, 3379 nt
Organism: Anoplopoma fimbria (sablefish)
Lineage: Eukaryota; Metazoa; Chordata; Actinopteri; Perciformes; Anoplopomatidae
Gene: hipk1a
Product: homeodomain interacting protein kinase 1a
Exons: 16
Coding region: 26-3334 (1102 amino acids)
Biological process (GO): peptidyl-serine phosphorylation; smoothened signaling pathway; peptidyl-threonine phosphorylation
Cellular component (GO): cytoplasm; nucleus; PML body
Molecular function (GO): ATP binding; protein tyrosine kinase activity; protein serine/threonine kinase activity
Source: RefSeq, a predicted model, not a curated record
UGUGUUCAGUCUUCAAAAUACAGACAUGGCGUCUCAGCUCCAGGUGUUCUCCUCUCCCUCCGUGUCCUCCAGUGCCUACUCUCGCUCAAAGAGGCUCAAAGUUGAGAACACUACCUGGGAUGUGUCCAACCAGCUGGGAGACAAUGCUUACUACCAGCAGAGCCCCACCCAGGGAGCUGCACCCUCCACUUCAGGCUCCACCUUCAACGCAGUGUACAACUCCAACCAGGUGCCUCCACCGACAGCCAGCUCCAGGGAGCAGACGGUGGUGCGUGCGGCGGACAGCACGGGCAGCGUUCGUGGACCUCCAUCCUCCUCUUCCUCAUCCUCCUCUUCUAGCCGUCGUGUCAAGGAUGCAGAGUCCUCCUCCCAGCCCUGCGACCUCUACCACAAGCAGUACAGCCUGAAGCGGAAGAGCGAGGAGGUGGACAGCAGCGACAGCGUCCAGAUACUGGAGGAGCUUUCAGCCCCCGUGGUCUCAAACCGCACCGGUGGUGGAGGGGGAACCACCACAGCUCAGUCUAUAGCACAUUCCACUUCUACCACAAAGAGUAGCAACUCCCACAGCGAGGGAGACUACCAGCUGGUCCAGCAUGAGAUUCUGUGCUCGAUGUCCAACAGCUACGAGGUGCUCGAGUUUCUGGGACGCGGCACCUUUGGCCAGGUGGCAAAAUGCUGGAAGCGGGGAACAAACGAGAUAGUGGCAAUUAAAAUCUUAAAGAACCAUCCCUCUUAUGCUCGGCAAGGUCAAAUUGAAGUGAGCAUCCUAAGCAGGCUGAGCACAGAGAAUGCAGAUGAGUUCAACUUUGUCCGCUCAUACGAGUGUUUCCAGCACAAGAACCACACCUGCCUCGUGUUUGAGAUGCUGGAGCAGAACCUUUACGACUUCUUGAAGCACAGCAAGUUCAGUCCGCUGCUGCUCAAAUGCAUACGGCCGAUUCUGCAGCAGGUCGCCACGGCACUGAUGAAGCUGAAGAGCCUGGGUUUGAUCCACGCCGACCUGAAGCCUGAAAACAUCAUGUUGGUAGACCCUCUGAGGCAGCCGUACAGAGUGAAAGUCAUUGAUUUUGGCUCCGCCAGCCACGUGUCCAAAGCGGUUUGCUCCACCUACCUGCAAUCACGAUACUACAGAGCUCCAGAGAUCAUUCUGGGCCUUCCUUUCUGUGAGGCGAUCGACAUGUGGUCAUUGGGAUGUGUCAUUGCUGAGCUGUUUCUGGGGUGGCCCCUUUAUCCCGGUGCCUCAGAGUAUGAUCAGAUUCGUUACAUUUCCCAGACCCAGGGCCUUCCUGCAGAGUACCUGCUGAGUGCAGGAACCAAGACUAGCCGCUUUUUUAACAGAGGCCCCGACUCGAGCUACCCCCUCUGGAGACUCAAAACACCUUCAGAGCACGAGGCAGAGAUGGGCAUCAAGUCAAAAGAGGCCAGGAAAUACAUCUUCAACUGUCUAGAUGAUAUGAUGCAGGUGAACAUGACAAGCCUGGAGGGGACUGACAUCUUGGCAGAGAAGGCUGACCGGCGGGAGUUCAUAGACCUGCUAAAAAAGAUGCUGACGCUAGACGCAGACAAACGGAUCACGCCCAUGAAGACGCUGAACCACCCCUUUGUUACCAUGACGCACCUGCUGCACUUCCCUCACAGCUCGCAUGUGAAGUCCUGCUUCCAAAAUAUGGAUAUAUGCAAACGCAGAUGCAGCGCCUUUGAGAAUAACAAAAAUAUGUUUGCCAGCAACAAUACCCCAAGUGCAGCCACCAACCUCACUGUCACCUUCAGUAGCCAACUAAACCAGCACAAUCAGAUGGCGUCAACAGGAGGCCAGUCCCUGUCCCUCAGCAGUAAUGUCCCGUUGCUGAACUACCAGCCUGGCCUCUACCAGCAGGCCACCAUAAACAUCCCUGGCCUCACCCAGCAGGGCGUACCGCUGCAGACCAGACCCACGCAGCUCUGUGCACAGACUGAGCCCUUCCAGCAAACACUCAUAGUUUGCCCUCCCACCAUCCAGGGUCUUCAGACAUCCAAUAAGCCCUCUGGUUAUCCAGUGAGGAUGGACAACUCUGUACCCUUAGUUCCUCAGAACCAGUCGUCCCAGUCUCUUCACAUCCAGCCCGGCAUGCUUGCCCAGCAGGGCUGGCCAGCAGGCACACAGCAGAUCCUCAUCCCUUCCACAUGGCAGCAGAUGCCAGGCAUGGCCUUUCACAACCCUGGGCAGGCCGUGGUGCCUGAGUCACCCAUGGGAGGCCAGAUACCCGACAGUCAACAAGCUUCUGGCUGGAGGGGUCGUCAUGGUAGCCAAUAUGAUGGCGUCAGCCAGCAGGAAUCUGGUGUUGGCCGUCACGCUGCCUCCCAAGGCCAAAACUCAGGGGCGGCUCACUCAAGAUCCCAACAGGGAAAGAGGUCAAAGGCUCGACAUGCAGAGAGCAAAGCCAGGCCGGUGUCGUCGGCCACCACUGUAGUCCACAACACUUCUGCGUUUGCUGGCGACCAGUCUCAGCCCAUCGUCAUCUCGGACACACCUAGCCCUGCUGUCAGCAUCAUCACCAUCCACAGCGACUCAGAAGACGACGAUGACAGGAAGUUCCCUGCUGCCUGCUCCGGAACAAGCCAGAGGACCAACGUGAUCAGCUGUGUGACGGUGCACGACUCCCAUGACUCCGACUCCUCCAACAGCAGCCCCCUGAGCGCCAAGACGACCUCACAGCCCACCAAGUCCUUGGCCGUCAUAAUGCCCUCUGUGAAGAGCCAGCCGGGGGAGAGCACCACCCGCAAAUCCCCGGCAGCUCCAGAUCAGGCUACGAGUGGCUCUGGAAAAUCCAAGAAAGGGUCGACUCAGCAGUCCAGUCGGACAGGAGAUUCCAACAACGACCGCCAUCAACGGGCCGCAUCCAGCAGAUCUCAGCCUCUCAACCUGAGUCAGGUACAGCAGUCUGUGAUGUCAUCCUCCCACGAUCAAACAGGAAGUAGUAGUUCCCUAAGGAGGCAGCCCACGUACCCCCCUCCCGUCUCCUCCCACUCAUCCUACCGGCUCCACGAGAACACCCUCUUCAGCUCAACCCCGAACCUGUACGCCUACCCGGCUUCUGCCGCCCUGGCCUCUGUGUCCCAAGCUGUGGACCAGAUGCAAGGUGGCUCAUCCCGCCACGGCAGGGCGAGCGGAGCUUACCCUUCUCUGGCGCUGCUCCAAAAGAACGGCAGUCUGGCCCUGGGAGGGUCUGCUCCGGGACAGUACGGCAUCCACCACCACCAACAGCAGCAACAACAGCAGCAGCAGCUGGGAGGGCAGCCUUUCCACCACGCCGCUACUUUCCAGCGAAAACUCAACCAGUUUCCCUUCCUGUAAAGACUAAAGCGCUGCAUGUCCACCAAAUGAAGACCGAGACUAGAG